Messenger RNA from Zootoca vivipara (common lizard), 5811 nucleotides. RefSeq names its product anaphase promoting complex subunit 7 (gene ANAPC7). The record is from RefSeq and is a predicted model, not a curated record. NCBI's taxonomy places the organism in Eukaryota, Metazoa, Chordata, Lepidosauria, Squamata, Lacertidae. Gene Ontology annotation, molecular function: protein binding. Gene Ontology annotation, biological process: positive regulation of mitotic metaphase/anaphase transition; cell division; protein ubiquitination. Gene Ontology annotation, cellular component: anaphase-promoting complex.
AGGACCCCUCGCAGAGGCGCCAUUUUAGAGUUCCUGAGGCGGCCCGCAUCUUUCCCUGUAGCCGAGUUCGUAGCUGCCUCAGCCUCCUCCUCCUCCUCUUUCGCCCUUCUCUCGGCUCGCCCGCGGCGAUGAGCGUGGUAGAUCAUGUGCGGGAGAUGGCGGCCGCCGGGCUCCACUCCAACGUGCGGCUCCUCAGUGGGCUUCUGCUCACCAUGAGCGGCAACAACCCUGAGUUAUUUUCUCCAUCGCAGAAGUAUCAGCUCCUUGUAUAUCACGCAGAUUCUCUCUUCCAUGACAAGGAAUAUAGAAAUGCUGUCAGCAAGUAUACAAUGGCUUUGCAGCAGAAGAAAGCACUGAGUAAAACUUCAAAAGUGAGACCCUCAACUGGAAAUGCUGCAUCUGCUCCUCAGAGCCAGUGCCUGCCUUCUGAAAUUGAAGUGAAGUACAAAAUGGCGGAAUGCUAUACAAUGCUGAAGCAAGACAAAGAUGCUAUUGCUAUACUUGAUGGAAUCCCUUCAAGACAGAGAACCCCAAAGAUUAACAUGAUGCUGGCAAAUUUGUACAAGAAGGCAGGUCAGGAACGCUCUUCUGUGACAAGUUACAAAGAAGUGCUGAGGCAGUGCCCACUAGCCCUUGAUGCCAUCCUAGGCUUGCUGUCGCUCUCAGUGAAAGGUGCAGAAGUCGCUUCCAUGACAAUGAAUGUGAUCCAGAGUGUCCCAAACCUGGACUGGCUCUCAGUAUGGAUCAAGGCAUAUGCAUUUGUGCACACAGGUGAUAAUACCAGAGCAAUCAACACCAUCUGCUCGCUGGAGAAAAAGUCACUACUGAGGGACAAUGUGGAUAUACUAGGGAGCCUAGCUGAUCUUUAUUUCAGAGCGGGUGACAAUAAGAAUGCAAUUCUAAAAUUUGAGCAGGCGCAAAUGUUGGAUCCUUAUUUGAUAAAAGGGAUGGAUGUCUAUGGCUACUUGUUAGCCCGCGAGGGUCGCCUGGAGGAUGUGGAGAAUCUUGGCUGCCGGCUCUUCAAUAUUUCUGACCAGCAUGCUGAGCCGUGGGUGGUAUCGGGGUGUCAUAGCUUCUACAGCAAGCGCUAUUCCCGUGCCCUGUAUUUAGGAGCCAAAGCCAUUCAGCUUAAUAGCAAUAGUGUGCAGGCUUUGCUGCUGAAAGGCGCUGCUCUUCGGAACAUGGGGAGAGUGCAAGAGGCAAUCAUCCACUUCCGUGAAGCGAUACGGCUUGCCCCUUGCAGGCUGGACUGCUACGAAGGCCUCAUUGAAUGCUACUUAGCAUCCAAUGGUCUUCGUGAAGCCACAGUCAUGGCUAACAAUGUCUACAAAACCCUGGGAGCCAACGCACAGACACUUACCCUCCUGGCAACUGUUUGUCUGGAAGAUCCUGUUGCACAGGAGAAAGCAAAGACAUUGCUGGACAAAGCACUGACACAGCGCCCUGAUUACAUCAAAGCGGUGGUAAAGAAGGCAGAACUUCUCAGCCGAGAACAGAAAUAUGAAGACGGAAUAGCUUUGUUGAGGAAUGCCCUUGCCAACCAGAGUGAUUGCAUUCUCCAUCGAAUGUUAGGGGACUUCCUUGUGGCUGUCAAUGAGUAUCAGGAAGCCAUGGACCAGUACAGUAUUGCUCUAAGUUUGGAUCCCAAUGAUCAAAAGUCACUGGAGGGAAUGCAGAAAAUGGAAAAAGAGGAAAGUCCAACGGAUGCCACCCAGGAGGAAGAUGUGGAUGACAUGGAAGGGAGUGGAGAGGAAGGGGACCUAGAAGGCAGUGACAGUGAGGCAGCCCAGUGGGCGGAUCAAGAACAGUGGUUUGGUAUGCAGUGAAAUCGCCUUCCUGGGACCAUAGCCCUUGAUGAUUGACGCCCAAUAAGACAUUCUUCUCCCUGGAAUGAAGAAUUGUGUGCUGCUGCAAGAACUGGACUGAGGCAAGAUCCAAGCAGCCCCUUCUGUCCCUUUUUUGUUUCUGUGUUAUGCUCUCAGUGCUCCUUAUUUCAUGGUGAAGUCUGAGCAACUUGAGUGCUGGAGAGGCAUUCGUGCCAAGCAGCAAUUUUGAGUUCUUAUUUCUAAAAUUAGAAGCUUUCAAAUGAUAUAAAGCAUUUCUCAAACAUUUGUUAAUGACUAAAACGAUGUCAGAAUCAUGUUGUAAACUAAUUAUGCUUGAUCCCCAGUGGUGCAUAAAUGUAGGCUGCUUUUAUAUCCUUUCACAAAAGAGGCUUUAUUCGCAAAGCCUGUACAGUGUCUUUAGAUACACAAACUCCUCCAGAAAGCUGCUGGAGUCUCACACACGGGCAGUAAAUUUCUUUCCAGCCUCCCCAGUGUUUUUUGUGGAGGCUAUUUAGCAUGCACACUCUAAAAUAGAAGCAUGCUGCUUCAUGCUCCUAACUGAUGAGCAAUUCUAUAGCUGAUGAAUCUAUAUACACAAGAAAUUGUGGCCUGUGAAAUAGUUGGUUAUUUUCACAUUCUGUGCUAACGUGCCACCCCUUUUAAGCCUCUGUAAGGAUAUUAGAGAAAGUGAAAUGGAGCAGCGUUGAGGAAAUUACAGCCAGUGAAAGGUUCUUAAGGUUACUUCUUACUGGGUAAUACCAAUUAGCAAUAUCUAAACCACAUAAUCCUUUCCUGCAUACAUGACUAUUAAAAGCAGCCUUGCUAACAUACUGUGCUUCUGAAUUUGAUUUGGCUGCAUUAAAUAACUUCCUCAAAGCACAGUCCAGCAGCAGCUUCUAUUGGGUGCCCCAUCUGCACAAGACCACAGUGCUGUGUUCUCUGUUAAGUAAUUUUUUAAAAUGAUGUGGCCUUCCCUUUCACAAGGGUGGCUAGCCUGCAGCCCUCCAGAUGUUGCACUCUCAACUCCUAUCUGUAAUUGACUCCAUUAGCUUGAAGCAGAUGAAAGAGCCAUAGUUCCCCACCCUCCUCUUUUGAAUCACAGAAGAAUUUAAAAGGCCCAAUGUAGCUAGAUGUGUCUUGAUCAUCUGCUGAAAACUCUACUAAUACUACCAAAGAUCAGGAUGGAACAGUAAGUUGCCUUCAAGGAAACAUGAAGGUAAUGAAUUAGUGGCUGUUGAUACUGUUAUAUGGUUCUUGUGAAUGGAGACAACAUUACCUGUACAGAAACAUUCUUAAACUCAGGAUGACAGAGGCGCAGUGAUACAAAGAGAUACUUGAGUUCAGAUAAGGGGAUAGUGCUGGUACAAUGGAAUUGUAUUGUUUUCUCUUUAAACAGAAGAAGCACCACUCUCCCCCCUUUCCACAAACUGUUUUGGAAAUUGGAGGACAAUGUCUAAAAUCACCCUUUGGUUCACACAGUUGGUUCAUGAGUCCAGGCCCAGUAGAUAAAUGAAAGGGAACAAUGGCUUGUCAAAAUCAAUUUGUGGCUAAGAUGAGAUUUGAAUUAGGGCCUUUCCCUGUUUGUGAUGCCACUCCAGCUCUUGUAAUCACCCACCACCAGUAAAACCAGGCACACAAUUUGCUAGACAAGCUGCUGAUUUUCAAUGUUUGGACAUUCUUAUUUUCUGGGGGGGGGGGAACUAUCUUAAUUGGAACAUGUAAAUUAGUUCUCCAUUGUUAUUUAUGUAGUACCAUUACAUUACAGUGGUUCAUAAAACUCAUAAACAAGGAAGAAGAGUACCCUAUUCCCUGGCCUGUGAUUUUAAAAAUGGUUUCACUUAUGAACUACUUCCAAUGAGGCAUCGCACAGUAAAACAAAAAACAUACUUUAAAACAGUUGCACAUGUAAAAACUGUUCUUUAAAAUUAACUGUAUAUAAUAUGAAAUGAAAACAGUUUAAAACAAGAAUAGCACAUAAUUCAAAUCAAUUCGGAUCCAAUGCUGAUGAAGAGCUCCAGCUAGACAUUUUGCUGGUUGAAAUUUUGCUAGUGGUGUAAUGAAUAUACAUGCAAAUGCAGUAAGUUCUGUGCCACCCUUUACACAUCUCAUAAUGUCAAUCUUUAUAAAAGGGAAAGGAGAAUGAGGAAGACAGCCUUUUGGAAGGAGACAUUUAAGAAAAAUGGUGCAUAAAAGGGACUGCUGAGAGGUCCUGGGGAGAGUGGAAUUCAGCUAGUGGGACUGCUGCUAGUGAAGAAUGACCAGGGUAGGGUUCCUGCUCCCAUCAUAGUCGUGUAGAAGAGGGAAUAUGCACUUCCUGCCUUGUACUCUGGCCUCUUUCAUCUCACCUGCAGGAGACCAUGCCUGUGGCCUGACUAGGUGACACCAGAUGAUUGUCAGGCAGACUAAGCCCACUCACAUGAAAGAAGGCCUUCCAGUACUGAUCUUUAAGUGCCUUGACAGCCAGCCUAGGAACCACACUGCAAAGUCAUAGGUCGGUGUCAGGCCGCCUAAGCUGCUGUCUGUGCAACUUGAGUUCCCACUGCCGGUGUUUGAAGCGGAGUACACAAGGCAUUAGCCACAAUUCAUCUGUAUCCCAUGGUUUCGUGAGAACUGCUGCUGAUGUGUUUUCCUUCAAACCAGCCUCCCUCUGGUCUGAAAACACAAGCUGUAGUUAAGCUGGCGUGUGCAUUUUAUACAACCACUGCACAGUGCAAUGGUAGUGUGGCAUAGUGGUUAGAGUGUCAGGCUAGGACCUGGAGCCCAGGCUUUGAAUCCUCACUCAAACUCACUUGAGUGACCUUGGGCCAGAUGCUGCCUCUCAGCCUAACCUACCUCACAGGGUAGUGGUUGUGGGUGAGAACUACGUAAGCAACAUUGAGCUCCUUAGAGAAAAUGGUGGGAUAUAAAUGCAAUAAAUAAAUACAUUUAAUUGGCGUUCAGGGCUAGAGGUUGCUGGCAUGGAAAAACACAGCACAGGUCAUGUGCACCACCCCUGACUUCCUCUCAGGUGCACAACACUGCUAAAAAGAGACCUGAAAUGCUGCUGGAGGGGCAAUGGUUAAUGUGUCUUGCGCCUGCUCUUAGAACAAAUGAUAUUAAUUGAAUUGCAGGCAGCUGGGCUUUCUCCAUGGAGCUGGGUUUGGAUCUUUGAUUUCUGCAAGCCUUUUAGAACUAACAGGUGAGGCUAAAAGGCUAAAAGAAGUCUCCCUUGUGGCUAAUAUUCCUGAAAAACAAUACAAUACUGGUGUGUGGUUUGCACCGUUGAUAAUGUCUCUAGACUAGCUGCCUCCAGAGCUGCUAAUGAUGGAUUUAAUAGCUUUUUAAUGCUCUACACGGAAGGAGCAUUGGAAAUUUCACUGCAGCUGGUGACGGAUGUUUAUAUCAUGAAAUCCAUCAUUAAAAUUACUGCCAGCCUUCCCCGCUCCCUCCAGCAUAGCAGCAGAAAGGGCCUUAAUGGACUUGCAAAGGCACUUUCCCUUGUUGCAGAAUCAGUGGCUUUCUAAAUCUUUCCUUAAGGCUCCAAGGUGGACAUCUGCCCCAGGACUGUAUGAGCACUGCCACGUCAAAAGAAGCAACAGCUUCCCAAAACCAAAGCCAGAUAGCUGAUAAAAAAACCAAAAUCAAACACCUACUGAUGACAAAUGUAUAUAUUCCCUCAGCAAGGAAUUGUGAAUCCUUGGGUGUGUUUAUUGGAACCUUAAAGAUAAACCCCCUUAUAUAAGAUAGGGGCGGAAAACCUGUCUAGGACCAAAUGCUCCCCUACAAGUUCUCUCCCAAGGCCCACACCUUCUCUCUUGGGGCCCCGCUGCUAACCUUCACCGGGUGCCUUUGCCUGUAAUGUUAUUGUCCUGUUUUCAUUUUAUUGCUUGAGCUCAGAGAAGCAGCGGGUAGAAUGAUGGGACUUAAUUUCAACAGAUUUUGGUGUCGCACAGGGUGCCACUGGAGUUGGAGAUGACAAGCUGGAACGUGUCCAGAAGAGGGCAAC